Punctularia strigosozonata HHB-11173 SS5 is the source of this 1164-nucleotide messenger RNA. RefSeq lists its product as uncharacterized. The record is from RefSeq and is a predicted model, not a curated record. The coding region runs from base 1 to 1164 and encodes 387 amino acids. The transcript is spliced from 6 exons. NCBI's taxonomy places the organism in Eukaryota, Fungi, Basidiomycota, Agaricomycetes, Corticiales, Punctulariaceae.
AUGAACCUCCCUGUUGCACGCGUGCUACAGUGGAAGCGACCGCGCAUGCGAUGGUUGUUCCUAGGCUUCGCAUCUUUCAUCGCCAUCGUAGCGAUCAUCCUGUUUGCAGUCACGGUGUCUGUGGGCGGUGCUAAUCUGAAGGCGAUUCUCGAGAGCGACGAUCCAGGAAGCUCAGGAAUUAGGUUCCUUGGACACAUCUACAACAUCGACGUGGAUGCUCGUCAAGUUCAAAUAUCGUGGCUCAUCGUUGGCUGCGGUGCCGGUUUCCUAUUGGAUGGCACGGCAGGUGUUUUGGGCGCGAAGAACUGCGGUGAUCUGUCACGAGCAAUCGACAUCUACGUGGAUGGCGGUCAGCAGGUCUUCUCGUAUGACCCUGGACUGAAACCGAUCGCUGUAUCGACGAACCAGGUUAUUGGAGUUCAAGCUACGGAUAGAGUGGAGACUACGCACCUUCUGAGUAUCGACGGCUUUUCGUUCGUACCAAACUUUUCGCGUGGCGAUCAACAGUCCGCAUUCCCGUUCGAUCGUUACGACCUGGAGACGACCUUCAUGACCAAAGACCACAACACAAACGAAACCCUUCCAAUCCUCAGCCUCGUUGCCGUAGACUCCACCCAGAAUUUCGCUCCUCAUCUGGUUUGGGACCUGCCCGUGAUGAUGAACGACGUGAACGGGACGACAACCUCUGCGCGCACGACGCACUCGCGCUUUGGUCGAGAGGCCUUAACAAAAGCAUUUGUAGUGAUAAUCUUCGUCGUCAACUGGCUCUUGACAGCCGUGGUCGUCUGGAUUACGCUGAGGGUCGCUAUCGGCGCCGAGGUAGAUUCCGGCAUCAUGCUCUUGCCUGUAUCAGUUAUCUUGACCAUACCGGCUCUCCGAGCUUUAUGGGUUGGAGCGCCUGCGUUUGGAUUGAUACUUGACUCUUGCGGUCUCUUCCCGCAAAUGGUCGUAGUGGCUGUUUGCUCGGUUAUCCUGGUCAUCUAUGCCGGGUUGCAGCCCCCGAAGGAUAGCGAAGACAGUAAGGACAGCAAAAACAAGGACCAGCACACUAGGGGGGUCCAGGCUCAGUCGCACGGUGAUGAGGGGGCCAGAAACAACGCUCCCGACGAUCGCGAGAAAGGACCGUUAAGUCCUGGGUUCGUCCCUACGUUCCACAACGCUUGA